AGAAUUCACAACUUGGAUCCCAAUUCUUUAGUAGAAAUGGGAACGAAAGUGAAGAUGUCUCAAAUGAGCACCCUUCUAGUUAGUCUUGCGGUGGUUAUUAUUUCAUCAUACCUGCCAUCGUUUAGCAAAGCCACCUACCCAUACUCAUCUCCACCACCUCCUAAGCAUGAAUAUGUUUACAACUCACCACCACCACCACCACCAAACGAACCUUAUAAGUCAUCACCACCUUCUCCUCCAGUUCAGAAGCCUCCACCACCACCACCAAAGGGAUAUUAUAUAUACAAGUCACCACCACCUCCUCCUCCUCUUCCUCAGGUUUACAAGUCUCCACCUCCACCUCCACCAAAGAAACCUUAUAUAUAUAAGUCACCACCACCUCCUCCACCAAAGAAACAUCAUGUACACAAGUCACCACCACCUCCUCCUUUGGUUCACAAGUCUCCACCUCCACCUCCUCCACCAAAGAAACAUCACAGGUCACCACUUCCUCAUCCUGCGGUUCACAAGUCUCCACCACCACCUCCACCAAAGAAACCUUAUGUAUAUAAGUCACCACCACCUCCUCCACCAAAGAAACAUCAUGUAUACAAGUCACCACCCCCUCCUCCACCAAAGAAACAUUAUCUAUACAAGUCACCACCACCUCCUCCACCAAAGACACAUUAUCUAUACAAGUCACCACCUCCUCCUCCUCCAGUUCACAAGUCUCCACCACCACCACCACCAAAGAAACCAUACAUAUACAAGUCACCACCACCUCCACCACCGAAGCAACAUCAUGUUUACAAGUCACCACCUCCUCCUCCUCCAGUUCACAUGUCUCCACCACCUCCUCCACCAAAGGAACCAUAUGUAUAUAAGUCACCACCGCCUCCUCCACCAAAGAAGCAUCAUGUAUACAAGUCACCAUCUCCUCCACCUCCAAUUCCCAAGUCACCAACACCACCACCACCAAAGAAACCUUAUGUAUACAAGUCACCGCCGCCUCCUCCACCUAAGAAACACUAUGUACACAAGUCUCCUCCCCCAUCACCACCUCCACCUAGAAAACCGUCUGGGUACAAGUCUCCCCCACAUUAUAUCUACAGUUCACCACCACCUCCUCAUUAUUAAGCAACUACCACCGUGUUUAUGUUCUUUCCAUUCCUUCAGGGUUAUAGAAAUAAACAAAAGUAUAGUUAUAUUUGGACCUUCAAGAGGACGAAUAUUAUUAUACCCUCAGGAAAGAGUAAUGAUCUUCGAAGUUGAUCCACAAGUGCUUGUAUUUCGUUUAUGUAUUUAAUAAAUAGUUGUUUGUCAUGUUUCUGUUUUCAUUAACCCCAUUUCUAGGUGGUUCAUGAUAAUGAAAACAUUUAAAACAAUUACUCACAUGUAUCCGUUCAUUUUUCCUAUCUGCAAUAUGUGAUUUUGAUUCAUAGUUAAUUAAAUGGUAAUGGUUACCCGUUAGUUAAA
This is a messenger RNA of Lactuca sativa (garden lettuce), 1455 nucleotides long. RefSeq lists its product as uncharacterized. The record is from RefSeq and is a predicted model, not a curated record. NCBI's taxonomy places the organism in Eukaryota, Viridiplantae, Streptophyta, Magnoliopsida, Asterales, Asteraceae.